AUGCUUCCCCGAUGCUUUCUGAGCAAUAAUGCUUCUGCUUCUUCACGUCAAAGGCUGAACAAAACCCCCACUACGAUUCAGCGUUUUCGUUCCGGUGCAUCACACAACGUUCCACAGCAAAAUGAACAGACAGAUCGCUCAAGUGUUUCCACACAUUCAACUCUGACGCGACAACAACUUGAGUUUUGCUGUCUAUUAUGUGGUUGGGAUGUACCAUGCAGCACGUGUCCUUUCAACUGGUUCAACUUUGAUCCUAAGAAGUUUCACACCAAGUACCGACGGCAGUACAGCGACAUGAACCAGUUGGCAGCUACUAAAGCAGAUAUGAAGCAAGCAAUAGAGACGCUCGGUAUCAGUACAAUGUCAAUGGACGUGUUUGCAAGAACUUCAAUUACGCAGCGACAAGUCAAGGAUGCGUUUCGAAUUCAAGCACUUCAAUGGCAUCCAGAUUGCAAUCCCGAUCCAAAAGCUAAACUUGUUUUCAACGAGAUUCUAGCGGCCUAUGAACUGCUUUUGGCUCAUGCUUGUUAA
Molecule: messenger RNA, 531 nt
Organism: Peronospora belbahrii
Lineage: Eukaryota; Oomycota; Peronosporomycetes; Peronosporales; Peronosporaceae
Source: the annotation of a GenBank genome assembly